Knipowitschia caucasica is the source of this 1212-nucleotide messenger RNA. The record is from the annotation of a GenBank genome assembly. NCBI's taxonomy places the organism in Eukaryota, Metazoa, Chordata, Actinopteri, Gobiiformes, Gobiidae.
AUGAAGACUGCACUCAAGCUGCUGCUGUCCCUGGCCUUAGCUGUGGCUCUGUCCAUCAACACAGAGGAACCAGUUGAGGUGGCUCAGGGCAUCUGUUCCGGAUGCCACCUGGACGCCUCCCUGGGGAGCAACGAUUGCAACUACAGCACCAGCAACAACUACCACUACAGCACCAGCAACGACUACAACUACAGCACCAGCAACAACUAUAACUACAGCACCAGCAACAACUACAACUACAGCACCAGCAACAACUACAACUACAGUACCAGCAACGACUGCAACUACAGCACCAGCAACAACUACAACUACAGCACCAGCAACGACUACAACUACAGCACCAGCAACGACUACAACCACUGCACCAGCAACGACUACAACUACAGCACCAGCAACAACUACAACCACAGCACCAGCAACAACUACAACCACUGCACCAGCAACUACUACAACUACAGCACCAGCAACAACUACAACCACUGCACCAGCAACUACUACAACUACAGCACCAGCAACAACUACAACCACUGCACCAGCAACAACUACAACUACAGCACCAGCAACAACUACAACUACAGCACCAGCAACAACUACAACUACAGCACCAGCAACAACUACAACUACAGUACCAGCAACGACUGCAACUACAGCACCAGCAACAACUACAACUACUGCACCAGCAACAACUACAACUACAGCACCAGCAACGACUACAACUACUGCACCAGCAACAACUACAACCACAGCACCAGCAACAACUACAACCACUGCACCCGCAACUACUACAACUACAGCACCAGCAACAACUACAACCACUGCACCAGCAACUACUACAACCACAUCACCAGCAACAACUACAACCACUGCACCAGCAACUACUACAACUACAGCACCAGCAACAACUACAACCACUGCACCAGCAACAACUACAACUACAGCACCAGCAACGACUACAACCACUGCACCAGCAACGACUACAACUACAGCACCAGCAACAACUACAACUACAGCACCAGCAACGACUACAACCACUGCACCAGCAACGACUACAACUACUGCACCAGCAACAACUACAACUACAGCACCAGCAACGACUACAACUACUGCACCAGCAACAACUACAGCACCAGCAACGACUACAACCACUGCACCAGCAACGACUACAACUACAGCACCAGCAACAACUACAACUACAGCGCCAGCAACAACUAA